AUGAACGUGGUCGUCAACCUGAGCGAGUCCGGGGAGCCGCGUUCCCGUUACCCUCGCCUGGCCUCAUAUGUUGCAGUCCUUGUGCCCAAGCAUUUGGUCCUGGGGGUCGGAUCCCAGGAGCUUUCUGAGGAGCGCUAUACUCGUCGGCGAGUCGGCUCCAAGCAAGAAUCAGUCGAGGUUCCUGAUAGGCCAGUCGGAUCAGAGCCGAACGAGUCGUCGGGGGAGUCCACCGAAGAAGGCCUUGGUGGUGGAGUGACUCGGGGUCAGCAGGGCCUUGUACACGCCCACAGACUUCGGCGACCAGCUAUCGCUCUAUCGCAGGGAAAUACGGAAGCAGGGACUCUCUGGAUACCACGCGCCUCGAGAGGGGUAGAGCCACCGCUGACGACCACGCACUGGCGCGGUAUGGAUGGUUAUCCACAAACUAAAAAGGACGGCACAGCCUGGAAAAUUGGCAACCAUGAUAGGCCCGCCAACUUUGUUGCCCGUGCACGUAUACGCCGGGCCGUUACCAAAACACUAGCGCCGUCGAGCACGACAGCCGCCGCCACGGGCUUCAUCCCCAUAGCGGGCCCAUUCGGCGGCGGUCAGGAACUCGCCUACUCGGCCUUCUUAGAUGGCGGCUCUUCCACGCCUUUUCCAGCAGGCUUCUCGAGCUACGCCAGCCCCAGCCGGCAACAAAACUCCAAGCAGGCCUACGGCGGCGGCUUCGACUACGGACGCUCGACCACGAGCGCAUUUUCCGCCGGCUACGAGUCUCUGGGUAGCGGAAACUUCCAGCUAAUCCGCGGCGGAGUCUACGCUGAUAACCAGGCCAGCUCUAGCCAUGUCCCCUACUAUGUGCAGGGACCCAGUAGUGGUUACCAAGCCUAUUCAUACGAUGAAGACACUGGUGGGCCUGUUCUGGGCUUCCAGGGUUUCGAACAUUUCGGUAGCCCACUGCACAACGCCCUCAGCAAGAACACUCACGUAGUGGGUGCCUCGACAGAGCACAGGACACGCACAUCAACACCCAAGCCACUAGCUACAGGCGAAGACCACUUAAGGGCCAUGGAAUAGCUCAGAGUAUAGGCGAUAAUUCUGCGGCCAGAGACAUGUGAUCGAGGCACCUCAGACGACUUCUUAGAGGUCCGCGGUAGCUGCUGUGAUCACACUGUCCUGCGUAAGCGUCGUAAGCACCAUUUUAGGCCCAUUCCUGCAGACCUUUUAACCAAACCAGGCUUAGUUAAUUCAUUUGGGGGCUUCAAACAUUCGGGACAGCAAGAGAAUUGUUCUUACUCAUACCAGGAAGUGUCUCGUGCUGCGCGUCCUCGAGGUCUGCCAAGCUUGUCAGCCUUUUUUGUAGACUGGCUAUAGUGGCUGAAGCUUCUUAUGUUUCCAGACAGCAUGGCUUGAGUAGCAUUUAGAGAAGAGUAUCGACUUCCUGCUCGUGCAUUUUUCUUUGGAGUUGAACUUAACGAGACGCCUAUAUGGAACUCUGCUACGUGACAGUGUACGGUUGUGCUAUAUUACGGAGACAUGUGAUGGCUGCGGCGGACGCUGACCUUAUUUUGUUUUGUGUCAUAACAUAUUUUGUGCUGUUUACUAAAGAAAACAGCCCGGACUAUGCGAGCCAUCUGUCGUGAAUUGAUAUGAGACAUGAAACUACAACGUCAUAUGCGUUCCAAACAAGGCAACAAAUUCUUAUUGGUAACAGCUCACGGGUGGCUCAUUGAUGCCAUAGAAAAUGUACGAAUCUAUUGAAGCUGCUUUUAGGUAACAACUUUUUGGUGUCAGCAGUGUAUGAAGUUCACACAAUCACAUUAGAUGUCGGGCGUUCUGUAUGGCAUCGGCACCGCGUUUACUUUACGUUGGAUACUGAAAUGCGCAAAAAACGGAUUUUAAGCGGCAGUCACAAUUACAA
This is a messenger RNA of Rhipicephalus sanguineus (brown dog tick), 1903 nucleotides long. RefSeq lists its product as uncharacterized. Bases 1 to 1059 code for a protein of 352 amino acids. The transcript is spliced from 2 exons. The record is from RefSeq and is a predicted model, not a curated record. Lineage: Eukaryota; Metazoa; Arthropoda; Arachnida; Ixodida; Ixodidae.